Molecule: messenger RNA, 2288 nt
Organism: Electrophorus electricus (electric eel)
Lineage: Eukaryota; Metazoa; Chordata; Actinopteri; Gymnotiformes; Gymnotidae
Gene: dph5
Product: diphthamide biosynthesis 5
Biological process (GO): protein histidyl modification to diphthamide
Molecular function (GO): diphthine synthase activity
Source: RefSeq, a predicted model, not a curated record
GUCGGAUGUUAGCGAGUCGUUCUAGCAGAGUCACGUGAUCUUCGUUGAAGUGGAAGGUUUAAACCGCUAUUCCCAGUUUUUAAGCUUUGUCGCGCUCCGUUUUAAAUCGUAGUUGAGUCUGGUCUAAAAAAAGCGAGCGUAAUGACAUGAUUUUCUGGUGUGCUCCAAAGAGGGUAUCUAAUGUCAAGAAAAUAAUAGUUUGCCUUGCUUGGAUAGCUAGCUAGUUAGCUAACGCGUAUCUUAGUCUAUAACUGGAUACGCGUGCUAUUAAAUGUAAAUGCAACAAUGUUCUAUUUGAUCGGUCUUGGUCUUGGUGAUGUGAAGGAUAUCACUGUAAAAGGAUUAGAAGUUAUCCGACGAUGUACUCGCGUCUAUCUGGAAGCCUACACGUCCGUGCUGACCGUCGGGAAGGAAGCACUGGAGGAGUUCUAUGGUCGUGAGCUGCUGUUGGCAGACAGAGAUAUGGUGGAGCAGGCGGCGGAUGAGAUCCUUAAGGGCGCUGAUGUCAGUGACGUGGCCUUUCUGGUGGUGGGUGAUCCAUUCGGAGCAACAACCCACAGUGACCUGGUCCUAAGAGCAGUGAAUGCAGGAAUACAGUACCGUGUCAUCCACAAUGCCUCCAUUCUGAAUGCAGUGGGGUGCUGUGGACUGCAGCUGUACAACUUUGGCGAGACUGUAUCCAUUGUGUUCUGGACAGAUAGUUGGAAACCAGAGAGCUUCUAUGAUAAGAUCAAGAGGAAUAGGGAGAUGGGCAUGCACACACUCUGUCUGCUAGAUAUCAAAGUCAAAGAGCAGUCCACGGAGAAUCUAAUGAGGGGUCGUAAAAUUUACGAGCCACCCAGGUUCAUGACUGUGGCUCAGGCGGCCGAGCAGCUCCUGGAGAUAGUAGAGAACCGGAGAGAGCAAGGAGAGAAACUGGCAAUCACCGAGGAGACAGUAUGUGUAGGUCUGGCAAGGGUGGGCAACGAUAACCAGGCCAUCCGAGCAGGUUCUCUGCGUGAGAUGGCUUCAUCUGAUCUGGGAGGUCCACUACACUCCAUGCUCAUCACUGGCCACCUCCACCCUCUUGAAGUGGACAUGCUCAAGCUCUUCAGUGACCCUGAGGGUCUCAACAGCUUGAAGAUGACAGACAGCUCCACAUACACCUCCUGAGAUCCUCUGGAGAACAGUGGGCUUUGGUAAAUUGCUACCCAAAUGUUCAUGCAGGAGACUGGCUGUGAAGGAAAGCAAUCAAAUCUCAAAGGUUAUCCAACUGAACCCCAGAGCUGCCAGAGGUUAAAAGAAACCACAUGAAUUACAUAAUUGUUAUUGCAGGUCAAACAGAACUGCUCUCAGAGGAACAGCUGAGCUGAGCUUGCAUUUCAUUAUAGGAUUUGAGUAAGGGCCACUUAAUUAGCUAUAUGUGUGGCUGCUGCAUGUAUUGUCAGAGAACGGCAUGAUAAAAUUACACAGAAGAAAAUGAAAAAAGGUAAUUGAGAGAAAGACCUCAUCUGGGUUGAAUUAGUAACUUAGUGAAUUUGGAAUCCUGCAUUUGAAUGGAUGACUUCCUAAAUGCAAAUGAUUUGUAUGAAGAUGAACAGUGUAUUUUUGACCUGUGGAUAUAAGGUGUUUGACCUUAUAUCAACUUGUACUACACCGCAUCGUGAUGCUUAGGCCAUGGUUUGGUUCCUACAGUGAAAAAUUACGUUUUCCAUUCUGUUCUCCCAGUCCCUGACAUUUUUGGAUGUGCCUUAGGGGUGCUUGGUGGGACUCUCCUCUCUUCAUUAGUCUCUAUAUGACAUUUUCUGUGAGUGCCAUUUGGAAAACUGCUUCCAUUGUGUUUUUUCAUUUGUUCAAAAAUGUCUCAUGAUUUAUUAUUAAGGGUCGAGUUAUUUUGCAAUUGUGUAUGCAGACAACCCUGACACACUUAAUUUGAGUAGCUGUCAAAUGUUCAACACUGCACUGGAAAAAGUAGUGCAUUUACUAAAAUCCAUUUUAUGAAGGCAUUGAUCAAUUAUACCUUAAUGUAUCCAUUGAAGCAGUUUGUUACUUGUGCUAUUAUCCACUAACUGCCUUAAAUGGUUUCUUUCACUGAACAAGUAACUACAUCUCUAACCCAUUUUCAUCCAGCUGAAAGUUGAGAUGUAACUUGUCUUCAUAUAAGAUUGUCCUCUACUUUGUCAGAGGGGGAGGGGGGGGGUGAAAAAAAAAAGCUAGAAUCUUACAUAAUAUCCUUUAUUACAUUGCACAAAUGUACUGGCCAGUGGCAAAGGUGGGCUAUUUAAUAAAAAUCCAGGAAGGUAAUUAAA